Messenger RNA from Callithrix jacchus (white-tufted-ear marmoset), 11122 nucleotides. Lineage: Eukaryota; Metazoa; Chordata; Mammalia; Primates; Cebidae. The record is from RefSeq and is a predicted model, not a curated record.
GCCAGGGAAAGGGCGGAGCGAAGGCGAAGGGAUAGUAGCCAAUCAACUGGCGAAUUGUUAUUUAGGUUGACCAAUGAGUUUACGACUCGCGUACAAUGUCUCGCGACAAGGGCGUUUCACUAACACGUUUGGGGGCGUUGGGCGGCGUCUCGGUAUAAAACACUCCACCCGAGAGGGCGGCCGCCAUUCUGGGGUUCGUUUAGAGGUUUGAAUUUUCUCGGAGAAAGACAGGCCGGCCACGAGGAAAACAGAAACAAGCCGCAGCAACAUCUAAGCCCUUGAAAGGAUCCUGAGAGAGCGGGGGGAAAGGGAAAACAGCAGCCACCAGCCCAACCACUUGUGUCUUCUGCCCCUUCCCAACUAUCUUGCCCACCCCACCAGCCCACGCUGCUUGGGACUUGAAAUCUGUGGCCGAAGGACCGUCACCACAUAACUUCAAAAAUAAUCAACCACCCUCCCUUCCCAAACCACCCAAAUUCACUCAUCCAGCGUUUACUUUUUUUGAAUCCACUCAGAACUUUUUUCUGCGACCCCCCUCCCUAAAUGGAGUUGGGUGGGGGGGGAAAUGAAUACUGAGUUGGCCUUCAUUUUUUUUAAAAGACUUUUUGAUCCAAUGAGGCCCCCUAAAUAAUUGAGUUUUGGGUCCUGGUUGGUUGUUUUAUUUUUUUUCCUCCAAAAUUUUACCCCCUCCCCCCUGAGCCCGAGGUGCUGACGUCGCAAAAAAAUUGGAUAGUAAGUGUCGAAUUUUCAAAAACCAGCCUUGCAACAAGAAAUCAACGUUUCCCGUUGUGAAACCAAAAAUAAUGAGAGGAAGAAAUGAGACCAUAGAACAAAUAGAGAACUGGAGAAGGACCAAUCUGGUCACUUAAUCUCCGUUAAAAAGGGCCUGUGGGUCUAAACAGUCUUGUUCUCUCUCCCUUACCACCUAUCUCUUCCCUGCCCUGCUGCAGGCAAGGAGAGGGUGGAGGGAGGGCCAGAAAAUGAGGAUUUUGAUGGUUAACCCUUGGUAAUCCAGCCAAUUUCCAGACUGCCAAAGCCAUACGUGUUAUAUAAGGAGGAAUGGUUACCUUCCUCUGGUUAGCAGCAGUCUUCAAAAGGGUUAAUGAGCUCACAUACAAGAGAUGGUGGAUCUUGUGGCCCAGAAGUACCACUUCUUUGUGUGUGAGACAAGUAGGGUGCCUUUCAAUUUGCCAGAUUAAUAAGCAAUCUGUACAUAAAGAUUGCAGGGUAAGGAGAUGGGCAGAGAAAUAGCUCGCUGUAACUUUAAAUGACUGUUAAAUCCUCUCAAUUUUAAUGUAAUUUGCUUGGGGUAUAUUUGUGUGGUUUAAAAUAGGUGGCAAUCUAGGAAUAAAGAUUGCAAGACACUUAAUUUAGGACAAAAUAUAAAAAGUGCCAGUACAUAACAAGAUAAUAGUUGGGGAGGUAAAAAAUGUCUUGUAAUUGUUGCAGAUUGCAUAGGUAUUUAAAAGCAAAAAAAUGAUUAACAUUUUUACUUGAUAUUUUUUGGUGGGAGGUACAGUUAAAUAGAGGGUGGAAAGGUUGGGGAAUGUGGAAUUUAGGAGUAUAAUUUUAAAAGCCAUUUAGUGCAAUUGAAUGCUAGCUUUCUAAAAGAUUUGUGUCGUUAAAAGGAAUUUUUUUCUUCCCUGCUUCAAUAUGGCGACUUUCCUUGUCCUUUUGUCUUCCAAGCGGCGUUGCAGGUUGUGUCUUGACCCAUUUUUUUUCCUGUCCUCCCACCUCAACCCUAUUUGUUGAGAGGGGUCCAAGUCCUUCCUCCCCCUUUUCCCUCUAUAGGGAGGAUGGGGGUGGUCGAUGGUAGCUGGUUAAGCCUCCGUUGCAAAUUCAGUUCUUCCCUGCAGAAAACUGUUCUUUUUGAUAGUUAAUUGCUGUAAUUUUCACUACGCUCUUACUGCUCAAAGUAGGUCAAAGAUUAUUCGGGAUGGGGAACUGACUUGGUUUUUUACUAAAGGUGUUUUACAAUGUGACUGAAGCUACCGGCAGAACCGGGUGGCUUUUUAAAGUUUGAGUCCUCUUUCUCCAUUACAAAAUGGCGUCCCUCCGUCUUUGUUGUUUUUCUUCCCCUUCUGCCAUCCUGAGCUUAGGGCCGCCCUAGAAACUUGGUUAAGGGGGAGGAGCAGCUUUGAAAGGUGAUGUAAUCAGCUUGCUUCCUCCUGUCUCCACCCUCUUGAAGCUCCACCCCUGAGCAGAUGCCUUUGCACUCCCUGUGCUCGUUGCUGCUUAGGAAGAAGACAUUUUCCUUAUUUUCUUUAAAAUAUCUUAAAGGGAUAAGAGCUUAUAGGCGUUAAGUACGAAGGCUGUCCAUUUCCUUGGGUAAUUCUAGUUUUUAUAGAACCAGUUUUUAUUUUCACUUUUCUCUCAUCACAACAGCUUGUAAUUUUUCCCCACUUUAGCUGCCAGGGGUGAAAAAACAGGCAAACCUAAGACUGGGAACCUUUGAGGAUGUGUGUGAGUGUGUGUGUAUGUAUAUAUGUGUGUAGAGGGAGAUGGGAAAAACACAAGGGCUUGCGAGAGUAACUUGGAGAUAAAUUGGGGCUUAAUGACACUGAAAUGUGCCAUUUCUGCUCAGGAACCAGUCUGGGCCUCCUGCAUUUGAUCGCUUUAUGUAAUGGGACUGGGGGAAGGUGGGUACUUUAAGGACUUUCUCCUAAAUCACCCUCAUUCCCACCUCAGUUUGGGGAUAAACUCUGUAUUCAGUGCUGUAUCACGUUCUCCACUUGCUUAGUUCCUGUACAUUGGUACUAGGAUGAGAAGUGAAUCUUUAGGAAAGGAGGCGGCAGUUGUAAACUCAAGGCAGGGGGAAUCAAGCUACGGUUUCUGGUAAGCAAAACCUUUCUGGUAUUACAUUUCACAACUUUUCAUUUAUUUUUUUCCAAAGAGCCACCUUUUUUGAAUUUCUUUUUUCCUUCCCUUCUAAAAGAAAUUCCUUAAAAGCAUUAAUGAAAAAAUGUCCUCUUCAUUUUUCAACUCGUGCAGUGCUGUGGCAUUUGGUGCAUGUUCAGAAGCCAUGCCCUAUCUGAGGGUGGUAUUGAGUGUCUGGUUCCUUUCUUUUCUUCACCCAACUUUUUCAAAGUCAAAUCUUUAUCAGACUCUCCAUAUAAUUUUCAUUUUUAACAGUCCUGCACUGAAGCGUGGAGGUUCUAGGCAGAAAUGGAAAGUAUACUGCCCUGUGGUGACUUAUGUAGGAUUUAGGGCUAAUUUUCUACUGGAUACAGAUUCUCAAAUUACUACUUAAACUUCUGGAUUGGAUGGGAGGGACUCUUCCACACGCUAUUGACCACACUUUUUUUUUGUUUUAUUGUUUUUUUUUUUUCUUUUAAGCAGUUUGCCAUGUGCCUCUGCAGCAUAUCUUCCUUGGGAGCUGAACAUUCUACCCACUGGGGUUCCUGAUCUCUAGUGAGCCAGGGGAUUAAUAGAGGUCUUCCUUAACAUGGGAGAUGGGAAGCAAGGUCUAAUAAGGGAACCAAAUCCAUCAGAGAAUCUUGGAAAAGCUGAUCCCUGUAGUUUGUGGCCAGAGUUCUAGUCCGGGGUCUUUAUGAAUAGGGGUGGUAUAUCAUUUUGCCUCCUUAUUGAAAGGCAGAUAAGCUUUUGAGGAGCUCAUGUAUCAGGUUUACAAAAUUACUUUGAAAGGUAGGGGCUUACUACUUGGAAGAAAGCUACGACCUUGUGAUGAAUCACUUGAGAGAUGUAAUUCAGUCCACUAUUGAGUCAAACUAAAAAAUGCCUAAAACACUGAAGAAAAAGGAAGGGGAACAUAAGGGGUUAGGUACAAAUCAUUUUCAUUUCCAGGUAAAUUUGGGACUACUUCUUUUGUAAGAAAACAAUUACCAUUUUUUAAAGGGCUCUGGCUUGCACAGAAUUUUUGUCCUGAACCAGUUUAGUCCUGUUUCAUUGGUGAUGGAUGUGGAAUAACUUUAGGUAGGCUGGAUAUUUUUUCACCCUAUUUAAUUGAAUAACCCUCAAGUAAAAUCCAUUUUGAAGACAGGAGUCGGUGUCACAGAUGUUUAUCUGGUAAGAAUGGUAGAAAAUUCCCCAGUGCCUUGUGCUAGUAGAGCAUGGCUCUCCCCAAAACAUUCUCCAUAAGGAAAAGCAUAGCUUAGGAUGAGGUGGAGGUAGGCCGGGGGUUGCUGCCUCACCCCCCACUUUCUGUAUGUUCUGCAGUCAAGGAAAUAGCUCACUAAGAAGACAUAAUCAUGCCCUGGAUUAUUUAUGGUUUCAAAAAGCUUUCUCAAGCUUUCUAGACUCCAGAUCUUGAGUAGGUAAUAACUAUGACAGUCACGGCCCCUGCCUGCCUGUGUCCACUCAGUUUGCCUUCUCUGCUGUAGGCCUGUGCCUGGAAUGUUGGACUUUUCAUUCCUUUCCACUAGAGUGCCUUCGAACUUGUUUGGUUUUUUUCCAAAAUAUGCUGACCUCAAAGUAAGGAAACUAGGUUGUAAGGCGUUUGGGGUCCUUAAUUUUAAAUAAGAACUAAUCUGCCUGUAGGAAGGCCAUUGUGAGGAAACCCACUUAUAUUUUAUCAAGAUUGGUGCUCAUGAGACAUAAUUUCACUUAUAGUUCCAGAAAGUAUAUAAGUAAUGGAAAAUGAAUAUUUAACUAAUUUUGCUUUGUUAGCUUCCCUUUGACUAUUAGUGUGUUUUAUUCCUGUUUAUACAAAUGGGAAUAAAAAAGUCCCUAGAUCCCAUUCCCAGCAGAGGGCACUGGACAGAAUUUAGCUUUGUUCUUACUGGUCCAUCUUUCUAAGACUGACUCCUCUCAUCUCCCAUCCUCUUAAGGAACAUUUGAGCUCAGAUGACUUUUUUUUUUUUAAGUGUUUGAAGGAAAUAGGGGUAGCAGGUCAAUUGGCUUAGCCUGUAGUUGGAUAUACAAAAGGGAAUUCUCCAGGGUUAUAUAUAUUCAGCUCUGGGUUGAAUCAAGUCAAGGAGAACUGGCUUGAAAUGAUGUUUAAUUCAAGGCCUUUUGUCAAAUUGCAUAUAUUUUGCUUUGGGAAUCUAAUGGUAGAUACAUGUGUGUAUAUAGAGUUUUAAAAAUUUCUUAGUCUCUUGAUUGCUUAUGAUAUGUUAUUAUUGGAACCCAUUCAUUGCUUUUCCAGUUUCCAGCAGAUGUGAUAGUCUGUUUUAUAUGUCCCUUUAUCAUAUCUAUCUAUAGUUUCUAUAGAUCACUUUAUAGUAUCUCACUACAUGGGAAAAAUACCUUUAUUUCUGUGUGUGUAAGAAUUACCACACUUGAGUGGAUUUGGCCCACAGACGUCUAAUCUUUUCCAGUAUUCUCCUUGAAUGUUUUUUCUCUGACCUCAGGUUCCACUUGUACUUGUGGAGGUUCCAGGGCAGCAGCGACUUCUCAAUGUUUCUUGCCUCAUCUCCUCUCCCUCUGUUCAGCCCACAGGUUGUGAUCUCCAGAGCCAAGAUUGUACUCCUAUCCCGUCCCUUCCCGGCUGCUGCCUCUGCUUGCUUGCCCAGAUUGUUAGGACCUACACAUUUGGAGAUGUAUUGACCUUUUUGUUGGGAGGACUAAAAGCCUGAGAUUGCUAUGCUUAUGUUUUUUCUUUUGUUUGAGAACAAAUAGAACUGAUUUGCAUUAUCUUACAAGGAACCUGUUUUUUUUUUUUUAAACAGACAAAAAUACUCAUGUUUGUAAACUGAUUUUUCUUUCCUUCUGUUGGGAUUGUGUCUGUUAUCUCUGUGCUAGACGUAGGGUGAGGAAGGUUUUGUCCUUGCCUCUUUCUUGCUACCCAGUGUUGUCCUUAUUGCCCAAAGGCAGAUAUUGCUGAAAUGGUUUUCUUUUUUUGGUGGUUUUUGUUUUUGAGACAGGGUCUUACUCUGUCUCUCAGGCUGUAGUGCAGUGGCAUAAUCACAGCUCCCUAUAGCCUCGAUGUCCCUGGGCUCAAACAGUCCUCCCAUUUUCCACCUCAGCCUCCUGAGUAGCUGGAACUACAGGUGCACACCAUUACGCUUGGCUUAUAUUUUGUAGAGAGGAGGUUUUGCCAUGUUGCCCAGGCUGGUUUCAAACUCCUGUGCUCAAGCAAUCUGCCCACCUUGGCCUCCCAAAGUGCUUGGGCUAACAGGCAUGAACCACCGCACCUGGCUUCUUUUUUGGUUCUUAGAAGGAAGUGUUCAGAGGCAGUGUAGAUAAAAAUCCCAAUUAGAACCUUAUUGAUCCUGAAUUACCUUUCUGGAACUUCAGCUGUGGCCUAAAACUUGCUUCACACUUCUGUCCCUUCCAUAAAAGGAGCUUAGCUUUUAACAAAUUAUUUUCCACUCUGGUCUAAAACAGUUGCUUAAAAUUUAAGGGCAUUUUUCUAGCCUUUGGCUUUAUUUGUUCCAUUCUUUAGCUUCCCUGGUUUUCAAUUUUAGGCUUUCCUUGGGGAUCUUGGACAGUGUGAAUUUUGAGGAGAUCCAGAUUUGCAUCUUUGCUUUUGAAAGCACAAAUCACUAGCUUCAGUUUAACUUGGAGACAGUAAAAGCUUGUGCAGUGUUUGGUUAAUGAGUGACAUUCUAUUCAAGGGCUAGAGGACCUGCUUGAUUUCAUUGCAUCCAUUUGUCUCCCUUUCUGGGACCUACCCCCAGAUCUCCUUGGGGAGGGAUUCUGUUUUCAAGUUUUGUUUUGUUCUCUAUUAUCUGCCACUUCAGCUGAUACAUAUCUGGUUACUUGUGAAUAUGAUUCUUAAUGGGCCAAGAUAAAAAGGAAUCAACUCUUACAAGACAUUUAGCCCGAACACUGAAGAUUGGCCCAAUUUCUGUCAAGCCUACAGGCUGUUUUUCAAGCCAAAUUUAUCAGCAACCAGGGAAGACAGGACUUAAGAAUAGGUAAAAAUGCCCUGGAGAGUUGAACAUCUUGUUAUGAGAACUGAAUCUUAGCUCUAGUAUGAUCUAGUGCAGUUCAGCCAUCCUGGGAAGGAUGCUGCUGGGAGGGAGGGACAGUGAGCUGCCCUCAUCCUGUCAAAUCGCUUUCCUGUUCAUUCACGUAUGCUUCCCAUGCUUAACUUGCCAGGGCUAUUUUUUUGGUAGUGACAGUGGUCUGUGUUGCUUUUCUUGUAUCUAAAAAAUAGUGUAGUUGAAUAAUUAGUCACUACACUUUGUCAAAUAUAGAGAUGGGGUUUAUUAGUCAGGGUACACGAGUAGUCCUUGCCACCCAUUUAUUCUGUGCGUUUGCUUUGUCCUCUUAACAAUAGAAACCACCAUCAUGGGUUCGGGUCCCAUAGACCCCAAGGAACUUCUCAAGGGCCUGGAUAGCUUCCUUAACCGAGAUGGGGAAGUCAAAAGUGUGGAUGGCAUUUCCAAGAUAUUCAGUUUAAUGAAGGAAGCACGAAAGAUGGUGAGUCGAUGCACUUACUUGAACAUUCUACUGCAGACCCGUUCACCAGAAAUACUGGUCAAAUUUAUUGAUGUCGGUGGCUACAAACUUCUCAACAAUUGGCUAACAUAUUCAAAGACAACCAACAACAUUCCCCUCCUCCAGCAAAUUCUACUGACCCUGCAGCACCUGCCGCUCACUGUAGACCAUCUCAAGCAGAACAACACAGCUAAACUGGUGAAGCAACUGAGCAAGUCAAGUGAGGAUGAAGAGCUCCGGAAACUGGCCUCAGUCCUUGUCAGCGACUGGAUGGCUGUCAUCCGUUCUCAGAGCAGUACCCAGCCCGCUGAGAAAGAUAAGAAGAAACGUAAAGAUGAGGGAAAAAGUCGAACUACCCCUCCUGAGCGACCUUUGACUGAGGUGAAGGCUGAGACCCGGGCCGAGGAGGCCCCAGAGAAGAAGAGGGAGAAGCCCAAGUCUCUUCGAACCACAGCACCCAGUCAUGCCAAGUUCCGUUCCACUGGACUAGAGCUGGAGACACCAUCCUUGGUGCCUGUGAAGAAGAAUGCCAGCACAGUGGUGGUUUCUGACAAGUACAACCUUAAACCCAUCCCCCUCAAACGUCAGAGCAAUGCAGCUGCCCCAGGAGAUGCUGUCCCCACUGCAGAGAAGAAAUACAAGCCACUCAACACAACACCUAACGCCACCAAAGAGAUCAAAGUGAAAAUCAUCCCACCACAGCCUAUGGAGGGCCUCGGCUUUCUGGAUGCUCUCAAUUCAGCCCCUGUUCCAGGCAUCAAAAUUAAGAAGAAGAAAAAAGUGCUGUCACCUACAGCUGCCAAGCCAAGCCCCUUUGAAGGGAAAACGAGCACAGAACCAAGCACAGCCAAACCUUCUUCCCCAGAACCAGCACCACCUUCUGAGGCAAUGGACACAGACCGUCCAGGCACCCCAGUUCCCCCUGUUGAAGUCCCAGAGCUCAUGGAUACAGCCUCUUUGGAGCCAGGAGCUCUGGAUGCCAAGCCAGUGGAGAGUCCUGGAGAUCCUAACCAGCUGACCCGGAAAGGCAGGAAAAGGAAAACUGUGACGUGGCCUGAGGAGGGCAAACUGAGGGAAUACUUCUAUUUUGAAUUGGAUGAAACUGAACGAGUAAAUGUGAAUAAGAUCAAGGACUUUGGCGAGGCAGCUAAGCGAGAGAUACUGUCAGACCGACAUGCAUUUGAGACAGCCCGGCGUCUGAGCCAUGACAACAUGGAGGAGAAGGUGCCCUGGGUGUGCCCCCGGCCCCUGGUUCUACCAUCACCUCUUGUCACCCCUGGAAGCAAUAGUCAGGAGCGAUAUAUCCAGGCUGAGCGGGAGAAGGGAAUCCUUCAGGAGCUCUUCCUGAACAAGGAGAGUCCUCAUGAACCUGAUCCUGAGCCCUAUGAGCCCAUACCCCCUAAACUCAUCCCCCUAGAUGAGGAGUGUUCCAUGGAUGAGACUUCAUAUGUUGAGACCCUGGAACCUGGGGGGUCAGGUGGCUCACCUGAUGGGGCAGGAGGCUCCAAGUUGCCUCCAGUUCUGGCCAAUCUUAUGGGAAGCAUGGGUGCCGGAAAGGGCCCCCAAGGCCCUGGAGGAGGAGGCAUUAAUGUGCAGGAGAUCCUUACCUCCAUCAUGGGUAGCCCAAACAGUCAUCCUUCAGAGGAACUACUGAAACAACCAGACUAUUCAGACAAGAUCAAGCAGAUGCUGGUGCCACAUGGACUCUUAGGCCCUGGCCCAAUAGCCAAUGGUUUCCCACCAGGGGGUCCUGGGGGCCCCAAGGGCAUGCAGCACUUUCCCCCUGGACCUGGGGGACCUAUGCCAGGUCCCCAUGGAGGCCCUGGUGGGCCAGUGGGUCCACGUCUCCUGGGUCCUCCACCCCCUCCCCGGGGGGGUGAUCCCUUCUGGGAUGGCCCAGGUGACCCCAUGAGGGGUGGCCCAAUGCGGGGGGGUCCAGGACCAGGUCCUGGACCAUACCAUAGAGGCCGAGGUGGCCGAGGGGGAAACGAACCUCCUCCUCCUCCUCCUCCUCCUCCGUUCAGAGGCGCCAGAGGAGGUCGCUCUGGAGGAGGUCCCCCAAAUGGACGAGGGGGGCCUGGUGGGGGCAUGGUUGGAAGUGGUGGGCAUCGUCCCCAUGAAGGUCCUGGCGGUGGUAUGGGCAACAGCAGUGGACAUCGUCCCCACGAAGGCCCUGGCGGUGGCAUGGGCAGUGGGCAUCGCCCCCAUGAAGGCCCUGGUAGCAUGGGCGGGGGUGGAGGACAUCGUCCCCAUGAAGGCCCUGGCGGUGGCAUCAGUGGUGGCAGUGGCCAUCGUCCCCACGAAGGCCCUGGCGGAGGAAUGGGUGCCGGAGGUGGACAUCGCCCCCAUGAAGGCCCUGGACACGGGGGGCCCCAUGGCCACCGGCCUCAUGAUGUUCCUGGUCACCGAGGCCAUGAUCAUCGAGGGCCACCACCUCAUGAGCACCGUGGCCAUGAUGGCCCUGGCCAUGGGGGAGGGGGCCACCGAGGGCACGAUGGAGGCCACAGCCAUGGAGGAGACAUGUCAAACCGCCCUGUCUGUCGACAUUUCAUGAUGAAGGGCAACUGCCGCUAUGAAAACAACUGUGCCUUCUACCACCCGGGUGUCAAUGGGCCCCCCCUGCCCUAGGGACCAUUUGCCUGUCCUGUUCACACAACCCCUGUGGACUGCAGCCUCGCUCCUUCCACCCUGUUAUGGCUUCUGUGAGGCCCAUUUUCCCCUUUCCCCAGCUGAUGAGGAGCCAGCCCCCUCAGUUCCCACUUGCUUGGGUUCCUGGGGGUUUUCUGAUCACUGGUGCGCAUUGAUGUACAUAUUUUCCUCCAGUCUGGGGAGGAGAGAGACUGGUAACGUUCUGUACCCUGGACUGCUGAAGAGGAGACCCAGUUGGCUUCACUUUUUGAGAAGAUUCGCCCUGUACCCCAAACCCCUUUCCAGUAUUGCCCAUAAUGCCUGAGAACGUAAAGCUGGUUAUCCUGGAGAAAACCCCUACCCUUCUAUUGCGGGUCCCCACAUGCACACAGAACUCUGACACAGGAUCAGCUGCACUUAAGAAAUCCCAGCUAAGCUCAUUAUUACUCAUGGGGUGGGGAGAUGGUGAAGGGGUAUUGUAUAUCCCACUGCACUGAGGGGGCUCAAUCAGCUGGAUUUGAGUUCUGGAACACACAUCAUCCCCACUCCUCCCCCAGCAUGGGCUCCAUUCAGAGUCCUUUCUCAAGUGGGACCUUGAACUUAGUGUGAACAACCAUUCUGCGUCCUGGGUCUGCUGGGUUCGACGAUCGUGAACUCAUAUCUGCAUCCAGUGAAAGUAGCUGGCAGAGUUGAGGCCAGUGGUGCUGGUCUGCUCUUGCCAACUACAGCCAGUCUGUAGACUUGAUAAAGUACUUCAGUGAGACCAGCUUCUCAUUAACUUGUGCCCGGCGUGCUGGGCCUGAAAGUCACACUACAUGCACUGCCUUUGGGAGUUAGCGCACUCCCUGCCCCUACUUGGAACCUUGUCAGUGUGAAGGCGGCUUCCUGCUGCUUCACCCUGUCAACCGCCUCUGAAUCCCCACCAGGUGCCUUCCUGGGUGGAUUCAACAAGAUGAUUUUGCCCUUUCCCAGUCCUCUCAUUCACCUUGGCAUCAGUUGUUUUCUAUGAAAACAGUGGAUUGGUUGGGUCUUGUGCAGGGUCUUGGGUUAGAGCCACAAUGGAUUUGAGGAUGAGUAUUUUCUUUUUCUUUUGGUUUUGUAUAUUUUGUACAUUAAUAAUAAACAGUGGAAAGAGAAGCAGCUUAUUUAA